Suricata suricatta (meerkat) is the source of this 3335-nucleotide messenger RNA. RefSeq names its product TATA-box binding protein associated factor, RNA polymerase I subunit C (gene TAF1C). Gene Ontology annotation, cellular component: fibrillar center. The coding region runs from base 228 to 2798 and encodes 856 amino acids. Gene Ontology annotation, molecular function: protein binding; RNA polymerase I core promoter sequence-specific DNA binding. Gene Ontology annotation, biological process: transcription by RNA polymerase I. Lineage: Eukaryota; Metazoa; Chordata; Mammalia; Carnivora; Herpestidae. The record is from RefSeq and is a predicted model, not a curated record. The transcript is spliced from 15 exons.
CCGGCCCUGCCCGGAAGACUGUUAACUGCCGUCGUGGUGCGUUCCAUCCCGGGCGCUGGAGUCGGCGUGUAGUUUUUGGGCUCCCUCGUGGCGCGCGGGUUAGGCGGGUGUCCCGCGGAGCUCCAGGCCGCCGACGAGCACCGCGGGGUCCGGGCCACAGUGCUGGAAAGCAUCGUCAGGUUUGAGUCUCCAAGAAAGCUCUUGCUGCGUCCUUCUGGUUUUCCGGGAUGGACUUCCCCAGCUCCCUGCCCCCCACGCUGUUUAGGACCGGCCCCCUCGGUCUGAGUAACGGCCCCGACCUGUCAUCCACGUGCAGCUGGAGAGACGCGCUCGCCCUGCCUGAGCCCCUGGCCCAGAGCUACCAGAAGGGGGUGUCAUGUGUGGCCACAGCCCCGCUCUGGGAGCCAGAGACCCCAGGUCCCAUUCCCUUGCUGCCUCCUGGUCCCGAUCCCUGGGACCCUGGGGUGACCGCCCAGGACCUGCUUUUCCGGGGAGGGGUCUCUUUCCGAAGAAAGCCCCAGGCCGUGCUGGACGUCACGGAGCAGCUCAGUCGCUUCCUGUGGGACCACGGGGAUGUGGCCUUUGCGCCUCUGGGGAAGCUGAUGCUGGAGAACUUCAGACUCGAGGGAGCACGGAGCCUUUCUAAGACGAAGACAGUGGUCAGUGUCAAGAGCCUCCUCCAGGACCUCGGCGGACAUCAGCCCUGGGGGUGUCCCUGGGCUUCCCUCAGCUUCCGGCAGCGCCGCUUCUCCAUCCUUGGGGGGCCGGUCCUGGGCACGUCGGUGGCCGGCAUCCUGGGGGAGCUGCUGCACGAGGAGCUGGCCCUGCGGUGGGAGCAGCUUCUCCUGGACGAUGCGUUUACCGGGGGUGCGAUGGCCUGGGUGCCCGGAAGGGCACCCCGGGAGGGACAGCUGGUCUUCCCUGCGGGAGGCGCCCUAGACAAGCUGUGUUUCCAACAGGUCAUCGUGAGCCCCAGCGGUGACCCCCGGACCCUCGGGGACCCUGGCCACAUCUGGCUCCGUGGACCCGUCCGGCAGGUGGUGACGCGCACCGUGCAGGGGGAAUCCCUGCUGGCCGUCCGGUCUGACUACCACUGUGCCCUGUGGAAGGUCAGCAAGCAGGGGCGGCCCGUCCCCCUCCAGGUGCUGCAGGUCGGGAAGGGGGCCACAGGGAUCAGCCUCAGCCCGCACCUGCCCGGGGAGCUGGCCGUCUGCAGCCGGUCGGGCACCGUGUGCCUGUGGACCCCUCAGGACGGGCUGCAGCAGAUCUACAAGGACCCCGAGACCCUCGUGUUCCGGGACCCCUCUCCCUGGCGUUGGGCAGACUUCACGGCCCACCCCCGGGUGCUGACCGUGGGCGACCGCACGGGAGUGAAAAUCGUCGACACUCAGGGCCCCCCUGGCUGUGGCCUGCUGCUCUUCCGCGGGGGGGCAGAAGCAGCGUGUCAGAAGGGGGAGCGUGUCCUGCUGGCGCAGUGCCUGGGGGGGUGCGGCCCCGAGCCCCUGCACCCCACGCUCCACCUCAUCCUUACCCAGUUCUCGCUCUACUUGGUGGAUGAGCGCCUCCCCUUGGUGCCCCUGCUGAAGUGGGAGCACGAGCUCCCCUCCGCCCCCCUGUUCGCCCAGCUGCUGCCCCCGGCCCGGCCCGGCCACGCGCGGCCACUGCUGCUGGGGGCCCAGGGCGGGGACCUGCGGCUGCUGCAGCUCGCAGGAGCGGGGACCUCCGCACCCCGGCUGGCAGGGCCCCCCCAGUCUCUCCCCUCCAGCAGCGACUCCCUCUCUGCGUUCCCCCUGCUGGAGCCCAAGAGUCAGUGGCGGCUGCAGGAGCGUCUGAAAGCACCAACGAUAGGUCUGGUUGCCACCGUUCCGUCCUCCACCUCCACGCCAGCCCUGUUGCUCUUCCAGCUCUCCGCAGCUGGGGACGUCUUCCACCAGUGCCUCCGCCUCCAGGAGGACCCCGGGCCCGACUCCCGUGCCCCCACAGCUUCCUGGAGCCCCCAAGCCACUGCCCGCUGCGGCCACUGGCUGAAGGGCCUGCUGGAGGUGCCGUCGCCUCCCCCCGUCUGGACAGCACCCGCUUUCUCCCACCGCCGGGUGCUGGGCUGCGUGGAACAGCGGCAGGGCGAACAGAGAGGGCUGGAGGGCCUCCGAGCGGCCAUGGCCGAAGGGCGGCUCCUGCUGCGGAGGGACCUGGGCGCCGUGCCCUCCGCGGAGCCGCCACCCGCCCCAGAGCCCGGCCCUGAGGACGAGCUCCGCGCACGGUUGGAGGCCGCCUGGGAGGGCCGGGCGGCCGCCUGGUGGGAGAGGCAGCAGGGCGGCAGCUCGGGGCCCGGGAGACGGCCCAAGCGGCCCAAGCGCCGGACUCAGCUGUCCAGCACUUUCUCCUCCCUCAGUGGCCGCCUGGACCCGUCAGAUGCCACCAGCCCCCCUCCCAGCCCACGCCGGGCGUCCCCUGAGGCCGGGUCUCAAGCACCAGUGACCCCGCCCCCCCAGAAGUUGACCCAGGAGCCGUGGGCUCAGCGUGUCCCCUCGGAGCGGCGGCAGACGCUGCGGGACUAUAUGGCCAAGCUUCCGCUCCAAGCGGACACCCCAGGGGGCGUCUCCUCACCCCUCUCCCAGGCCUCCAGUGUCCAGGCCACCCCCUCCGGGCAGCAGGCCCUCCAGGAAGGCUCAGCCAAGCAGCCGAUCCGAAGGCACACCCUGGGAGGUGCCGCCGUGGCCUCUUCGCAGGCCUCUAGCGGCCGGGCCACCCCCUCAGGCUCCCAGCCGCCGCGGAAGAGGCCCCGCAUGGGCUUCUGAGGCCCCAGGAGGUGCCCCCCGCAACCCCUAUCCUGGGAGGCCGCCUUCAGGGACAGCUGCGCCCUCCGCGGCUGGAGGCUGGGAAGUGAGGAGAACCGUCUCCAGGGAGCAGACCUUUCUGCUUCCUGGAGGUCACGGGACUGCAGGAGAGACCCCCAAAAUGAUGGGGGCCAAGUGAGAGCAACGGGGACCACAGAGUAGUCUUUUCUCCUGCGUAUGCUGUGGCGUGAGGGUCAGUCCAAGCCACAUGCUGCCAAGGCCCUGGGGUCCCGGCCUGGGUGGGGGUUCCCUCCGGGGGACAGUGUUGUGCUUUAAAGCGGGAGCCCUGGCCAGGCCACGGGCUGUGCUGCACGGGAGCCAGGGCCUCCCGAGCCCCCACUGGCACCGGGGUCACGGCCGGUGCCCUGCCGAGCUCAGGGAGGCCGCAGGUGCUGGUGCUGGUUGGUGAGUGUUGAGCAGUUUCCACCGUGAUCUGACGGUUGCUGGGGGAGACCCUCGGCCCACGUGUAGGGAUUGAAUAAACUUGGCCGAACGUGG